This is a messenger RNA of Centruroides sculpturatus (bark scorpion), 2063 nucleotides long. Its product is annotated as ceramide synthase 6-like. Gene Ontology annotation, biological process: ceramide biosynthetic process. Bases 2 to 418 code for a protein of 138 amino acids. Gene Ontology annotation, cellular component: membrane. Gene Ontology annotation, molecular function: sphingosine N-acyltransferase activity. The transcript has 3 exons. The record is from RefSeq and is a predicted model, not a curated record. NCBI's taxonomy places the organism in Eukaryota, Metazoa, Arthropoda, Arachnida, Scorpiones, Buthidae.
CAUGACAAGCGAUGUUUGGUGGUAUUAUAUGGUUGAAUUAGGAUUUUAUACGUCAUUGACAUUUUCUCAAUUUAUGGAUAUUAAAAGAAAAGAUUUUGCACAGAUGUUUGUUCAUCAUAUUGUUACCAUUCUUUUGUUGGUAUUUUCUUGGUCGAGUAAUCUUACACGUAUCGGAACUAUUGUUUUAAUUGUUCACGACUUUGCAGAUUGUCCCUUAGAGGCAGCAAAAAUGGCAAAGUAUAUUCAUAAACAACGCCUUGGUGACAUGUUGUUUGUAGUUUUCACAUUAGCAUGGAUAGUAUCUAGGUUGGGACUAUACCCAUAUAGGUAUUGUCUUCUUAUAUUGAGUUGUUAUAAAAAUAAAAUUAACAGUGAUUUACUUAAUAUUAUAGAUGCAUUGGAACUAAAAUUAGUUUGAAUGUUCAAAAAGUUUACUUUAUAGCACUUAAAUCACCAGUUUGCAAUUUUGUAUUUGAUACAUUAACUUUUUCGUAAUUGUUUGUUCUUGUUUCAUUAUCCCCUCUGCACAACCUGCUUAUGAAUAAUGUAAUUUGAUCCCAUUUCAGAAGGUUAUCUCUGCUUGAUCAAUGACCAUCCUCUUAUGUACCAUAAUGCAAAACAAACUCUUAUAAAUGGCCAUAUGUUCUGCAAACAUGGUUUAGACCAUGUUUACAGAACAGUAAUACAGUAUGUACUAUAUACUGUAAAUGCAAAACUGCCUCUUAAACAGAAUUUCCUGUGGCAACAAAAUAAUCAGCAAGGCAAAGCUUACCAUUAAUCACCUUUAUUGUUUCUGUUUUCAAUGAUUGUCUAGUACACUCUAUCAUAUACCAGUGUUUUUCUUCAAGGUUUAUCACAUUUUGCUAUUCAAGGUUCUUGAAUGACAAAAUGUGCCAAAAGAAUUGUGUUUUGUUGAUAGUGCCUCGUGCUAUUGCUACAAGAAGCUACAGCAUUUUCAUUCCAAGUGAUUCAUUGGAUACAGUUGUGGACUCCAAUAAUCCAGCAAACUUUUAGUUUAUGUUGAGUGAACUUAAAACUGCCACCAAUUUAAUAAACUGAAAAUGUCAGUGUUGAACUUUCUGACUACAAAGCAGAAAACUUAUUACAACACUUUGUAUAAAACUCAAUGUUACAGAUUUUAAUUUAGUAAUUACAAGAAAAUUGAUUAUUAGUAAAAUUUGCAAUUUGUCAAAAUAUCAAACAAUUAACUCAGUUAGGAAAAAGAACCUAAUCGAAACCAAUCACUUACAAUCAUGCUGCAUGCUGACCAGCAAAAGUGAAGAUUAGCUUUGUGUCAUUUUGAAAAUGUUCUUUAUAUAUUGCUGACAAAAAGUAAGAUGCUGCUUAACAUGUCAACUGCUCAGAACAAGAGAGUUACAACUCAAAAAUAUAUAUUUUUCAGGAGAGCCAUUUGAAGUUUUCAAUUCCAGCUGAUAAAUCAGGGAAUUGUUUAAAAUCAAUGGAAUUUGGAUUGAAUGUUAAUUAUAGUCAUUACAUUGAGUUGGAAUAAUAAUAUUAUUUAAAUGUAUUUUCUCUGUUAUAUUAUUACAUAUUUUUUGAGUUGCAACAGUUUUGCAUUCAAAAUGUCAUUAUUGUUUUCUCAGUUACAACUGUUUGCCAUUCUUUUUUACUUAGAACAGCUGUUUGCCAUUACAUAAUAAUAUACAUUUUAUAUAAAGUUACAGUAUUUAUUUUAACAGAACAGAAAAAUGUAAUGUUACAUUCUGGUUUUAUGAGACCCAUGUUGUUCAAACAUGACAAACAAUAAAAACAAAAGUAAGAAAGUUCACAAAAAAUUAACACAGCCAUUAAAAAAGUAUCACUAAUUGUGCUAUGGUUUUAUCAAGCAAAUUAGAGAUCAGUCUUUUUCAACACUACUGGAAACUUUCAGAGAAUUAUAAAAUGAUGCAUGCAUGCUUGGAAUGACACCACUUUUACACAAGUCCAGCAAAUCUUUCUUCUUUCCAGCAUCUAUCCCUGGUGGUGAAGAAUAAGCUGGGUGCAGCAUGACUUUGGCAGAUCUACCUCUCAUUCUUUGUCGAAUGUUUAACUUUUCAAAAUCC